AUGGAAGCAAAAUCAGUUUUCCUGUAUAUUAUUCUUGCUUCAAUCUUUUUAGUGUGCCAUUCAGAAGAUGUAAAACUUAAUGUGAAAGUGAUAACAUCAAUAGCCAAUACAGAUGAAAAUUUUAUCUGUGCAACUCUAGAUUGGUGGCCUUCUAAUAAGUGUGAUUAUGGUCAAUGUCCUUGGGGACAAGCGGGGAUUCUCAAUUUGGAUUUGGAUAACAACAUUCUGAUAAAUGCUAUGAAAGCAUUUAACCCUCUAAGAAUCCGAUUAGGAGGGUCACUAGAAGAUCAAGUGGUGUAUAGAUUUAGACAUCCAAAAAAUUGCCCAAGAUUCACAAAGAACCAAGAUGGCCUGUUUGGAUUUAGCUCUGGAUGUCUUAAUCAUACUAGAUGGGAUCAAAUCAAUGACUUGUUCAACAAAACCGGAGUCAAACUCACAUUUGGGUUGAAUGCUCUUUAUGGAAAGAAGAGAUCCAUGGAUGACAAAGUUCUCUGGGUUGGUAAUUGGAACCCACAUAAUGCUGCUACCCUCAUGGCUCACACUGUUUUAAAAGGAUACAAAAUUGAUUCGUAUGAAUUAGGAAAUGAGCUAUGUGGUGAUGGCAUUGGUGCCAGAAUAGAAAGUGUGCAAUAUGCAAAAGAUAUCACUGAGCUUAGAAAAUUAGUUAAUAUGUUUUACCCAAAUCCCACUACAAGACCGCAAGUGCUAGCCCCGGGUGGUUUCUAUAAGAAGGAAUGGUUUGAUAGUUUCUUGCAAAAUACAGCACCUAAUGUUGUUGAUGGAGUUUCCCACCAUAUUUACAACUUGGGUGCUGGUGUGGAUAAGACUUUGAUUAACAAGGUGCAAGAUCCAUUUUUUCUAAGCCAGGUUGCUCAAACAUUCAAAGAUAUAUCAACAAGUGUGAAAGAGUAUGCACCAUGGGCUCAAGCAUGGGUUGGUGAAUCUGGAGGAGCCUAUAACAGUGGAGGCAAAGACGUAUCACAUACCUUUGUCAAUGGCUUCUGGUAUUUGGAUCAACUAGGCAUGACAUCAACCUUCAACCACAAAGUUUACUGUAGGCAAACAUUGAUAGGAGGAAACUAUGGUUUGCUUAAUACAACAUCAUUCAUUCCUAACCCAGAUUAUUAUGGAGCUUUACUAUGGCAUCGGCUUAUGGGAACCAAAGUACUCUCUGUAAAUCAUGAAGGCUCACCAUAUCUACGUGCAUAUGCUCAUUGUGCCAAGAAUAAGGCUGGUGUGAGCAUAUUACUAAUAAACAUGUCGAAUUCUACUUCCUUCAAUGUGUCUAUUAAUAUGGACAUGAAUUUGUACCCAGAGCAACAAGUGUCAAACUUAGAGGAGAGGGAGGAGUACCAUUUGACUCCCAAGGAUGGAAACAUUCAAAGUGACGUUGUGUUAUUGAAUGGAAAAGUUUUGAGUUUGACUGAGUCUCAAGAUAUUCCCUCCAUGGAUCCAGUGCUUGUAGAUCCUUUUUCUCCAAUCACUGUUGCUGCUGAUUCCAUUGUUUUUGCACGGCUCAUCAACCUUAAUGCACCUGCUUGUGCAUAG
Neltuma alba is the source of this 1548-nucleotide messenger RNA. Its product is annotated as heparanase-like protein 1. The record is from RefSeq and is a predicted model, not a curated record. Lineage: Eukaryota; Viridiplantae; Streptophyta; Magnoliopsida; Fabales; Fabaceae. Gene Ontology annotation, molecular function: beta-glucuronidase activity. The transcript is spliced from 9 exons. The coding region runs from base 1 to 1548 and encodes 515 amino acids. Gene Ontology annotation, cellular component: membrane; plant-type cell wall.